Messenger RNA from Parnassius apollo (apollo), 1290 nucleotides. The record is from the annotation of a GenBank genome assembly. Lineage: Eukaryota; Metazoa; Arthropoda; Insecta; Lepidoptera; Papilionidae.
AUGAUGUCGAUGCCUCCAGUUCCGAAAAAGUCAUGGGAGCAAAUUCUUGACGCCACGCGUGAAGGACCUGUAUGUGUACAAGGAGAAGGAAAGUAUGAAAGAGAACAAAUGAAAGAAGAUUGCCUGUUUUUAAAUAUUUAUGUACCUGCACACACGAAGCAAAAAGCUCUGCCAGUAUUUAUAUUUAUACAUGGCGGUAUAUUUCAUUCACUAUCAGGAAACAGCGACCUUUUGUACGGACCACAAAUGUUCCUACAACACGGACUAAUUUUUAUAACGAUGAACUACAGAUUAGGAGCAUUGGGAUUUCUGUCACUUGAUAUCGAAGAAGCAUCGGGUAACGCAGCAUUAAAAGACGUAAUACUAGCCCUGAAAUGGAUUAACAACAAUAUUGAACGGUUUGGAGGAGAUCGAAAUAAAGUAACAAUCGGCGGACAUAGUUCUGGGGCAACAAUCGCUCACUACCUUUUAUUAACUGAACAAUCAAGUAAUCUUUUUCAACGAGCUAUACUCAUUAGCGGUAACGCUGCUUGUCAUAGAUCAGUUGCCAGACAUGCAAAAAAUAAUGCUCUUACUUUGGCUAAAGAAUUAGGAUUGUCCUCAAAUGAUCCACAUGAACUUUUAAUAAGACUUAAGGAAAUGGAUGUGUUUGACAUUAUAGAUGGUGAAAAAAGUUUAACUAAAUAUGAUAACGUGAUUUUAAGACCUUUUACAAUGUUUGUACCAAAUAUCGAAAUAGAAUCUCCGCAUGCAUUGAUAACUACGGAUCCCAUUAAAUUAUUACAGUUAGGGUUACGACAAAAUAUAUCUAUUUUAGCUGGAUUUAACGAAAUAGAAGGUGCUUACGUAAUUCCUAAAAUUAAAAGAAAUUCCGAUGGAUUGCAAAAAUUAAUGGAAAAUAUGGAGUAUGCUAUACCAUCUAAUAUAGAGUAUCCACUAGGGUCCAAAAUAUCUAAGGACUUAGCCAAAUCUAUAAGACAAUAUUACUGUAUUAACGAUUUAUCCAACUUUACGCUAAAUAACGUUGUCGACUUAUCCUCUGAUUCUCAAUAUAUUUAUAGCACCGAUUCAUGGAUUAAAAGCAAUCCUACUCCAAAGGACUUUGCUAGCAAGUUUAAAUGGCCUGAGUACGGACAAAAUGGAUCAUUACUCAUUAUAAAUGAAAAUCCGACUGAAGGCACCCUUCCAUCACCGCUUUUAGAAAGGCUUAAUUUCUGGAACGAUGUUUACGACAAAUAUUAUCAUUAUGUUGAAAAUGGUGGAAAACUGGAGAAAAAAUGCAUACCAUAA